Messenger RNA from Sturnus vulgaris (Common starling), 2305 nucleotides. It is a transcript of the gene SMIM5, whose product is annotated as small integral membrane protein 5. The record is from RefSeq and is a predicted model, not a curated record. NCBI's taxonomy places the organism in Eukaryota, Metazoa, Chordata, Aves, Passeriformes, Sturnidae.
ACAGCUGGCUGUCAGCAACGGAGCAGCGAGGAGCCGAGCGAGCAGCAAGCCAGGAUGAGGGGAGAGAUGACGUGAAAGUUUAAGAAGACGGGAAGGAAAACAAGAGGAGAAGAGCUCGCGGUCGGGGAACAGAAGUCCCAAAGCAGAGAGCCCUUGGAAACAGCAGAGAGUGCAGACAAGCUGAAAAACAUUUGCUUCCUCACAGGUAGACUGGAGACUGCACCACCACCAUCAGACUUUGUCCCUGAUGUAAUUCAGACCAAGAGGCAAGAACAGAAAACACAAAACACUUCACCUCUGCCUCCUCCACCAUCUCUUGGAAUGGAAACAAAAUUGAAAACCCCCUGAAACAGAAUCCUGCAGCACUAAGGAUAAAGCAGCCGUUUCUGGAGCAGCUCACUUGGGCAUAAAGCCUGGAGAGGUUGUGACAGAAUGUCUUCUGAAGGCUUUCUGAAGGAAGUUCAAGCCAUUGGUGAGAAGUUUCUCCUUAAGCUCCAGAGACUGCCCAAGGCUGACCCAGUGGAGAUUGUCAGCUUUUCUGUGGUUCUUCUGUUUAUUGUUACUGUGCUGGUGCUCAUGAUCAUUGCCUGCAGUUGCUGCUGCUACAGCUGCUGUGGCUGUGAUGGACGCCCUGACGCCAGGCACAGGAAGAGUCAAGUCCGCCCAGCUGCCCGUUCAUGAGGUGACACAAUCGAGGACACGCAUGGACACCGUGAUUCAGUGCUAUGGGAAUGACUUUCCACACUAGCCCACUGAAAAUGGCAAUAACAAUAUUCAUUAACAUGACUCAAAGGACCAGAAAUCACAGCCUGGAAUUCCUUCUGUCUGUGACAACCACUACUGUGACCAGAAAGGUAAAGCUCCUUUACCAUCACUGUCUCCCUCUCCUAGGCUGGGAUGAGGUGGGAGGGCAUGGACACAGAUUGCUGAGAAAAGAGACAGCUUUCCCAAAUUCAGCCCUGCAGCUGGGCCAGCUGAGGAUCCCUCUGGGACACAGAGCCACGGAGCAAAGCAGAGGCCACGCACACAGCCACACACAGGGCACUGCCUGCUCUCCUCACCACAACAACGGUACUGGGCAUUAGCAACACCCACUGACACCACCGGGAGGUCCAAUUGCUCAGGUCGUCGUGGAUCAAGGCCAAACCUGCUGCAGGAGGCAUGUUUAACCGAGAUAUCUGCUGACAACAACAAAUGGUGGACCUUCUGAUCCAGAUGUGCCAGCUGAGGCUCUAAGUACAGCUGGUAACAACUGCCCCUGUGUCAUUUCAUUGGUGAUACAAUGAUGGGAAAUUGCCAAAGAAAAAGCCAGAUCAUGUGGAAUACUAUUUGUAAACAGAAAGAUGAAGGCAAAAGGGAAAAACUCACCAAUCCUAUGGCUUAUUUUGAUCAUUCUCUACUCAACAUGCUCCCUCUCCACCCCGUGGUUCUACUCUUCUGCUUAUUGCAGAUGAAUGGUUCUUGCAGAGCAUGGGAGCUCCAGGAGAUGAACAAAUCCCAGUCCUUACUGGAGGGAUCUGUGUGCCUGACUCCCUGCACUAUGUGCAGUUUAUUUUAGUAGACAUGAACAUGAUGCCAGGGGUGUGUUUAUGAGCAUGCAGAGGCAUUUCAGAGGAGCAGCACAUGAUGGGAGCCAUCACUUCAGGGUAUGUGUGCAGCAGCUGACAGCAGGCACAGUGACAGAACAGAGCCAAGAAUGGGCUGUUGGGCUGGAGUCAACAAGUGCAAAGAAAUCCCUUUUCCAUGCUGCAGCCACUGGGUAUGUUUGGUUUACACUCUGGUGAACUUCCGAAAGGGAUUUAUGGAUGUGGCACAGGCCACAACUGCACAACUGGCACAGCACGAAAAGGCCACAAUUGUGCACUGAGCUCUGAACCAGUGCUGUUUCAGCCCCAAAUGGAAGACCAACCACUUUUGUGAGAAGAUAUAAAAAAAUGACAUGCAUAUAGAGGAGACAUCUUCUGCCUCUGUAUCCCAACUAAGUAUAUGUACCAAAGCCAAUGUCCAGCUAGGGAGAACAGAAUCAUCAAGCUUUUAACAGUGGACUUUAAAAUACUCUUUACACUUCAGAAGGUACAGAAAAUAAAGAAAACUCUGUAAAGAAAUGUAUUUUCUCUGUUGCCUGCACCCAUAUUAGUAAAAGGCACAUUACAUCAGCUUCUUAUGUAUUUAAUGCACUUUAUUUUUUUGCCAACAAACCGGAUCUAGGUAUUUGAUAUUUUUGUACUGCUGCACAUUGGAAUAUAUCUGCAGCCAGAGACAUAGUAAAUAGUCUAAGAAUGAUAAAAUAAAAUUCCUGAAACUA